This is a messenger RNA of Cuscuta europaea, 2878 nucleotides long. Lineage: Eukaryota; Viridiplantae; Streptophyta; Magnoliopsida; Solanales; Convolvulaceae. The record is from the annotation of a GenBank genome assembly.
GAAACAUCUUAGUUAUUUGGCUCGCGGUUCGGUAAUCGGCGAUCUGAGUAGUUUUUUAGCCAUUCCUAUGGCCCUCGCUGCUUUUCUUUGUGAUCGGUGAUUUGCCUCAAAACGUAAGUGCCCGUUCGAGGUUCGCUUCCCUGGUUAACCAGCACUCGCAAUCAUGCUUCUUUAUUACCCGUUCGGGGUACGUGACUAAAGAUGAAUCAUAAAUACACCCUGAUUAAUUAUAACCACUUAAUGCCACGUAUUGUUCAUGAAUUAGGAUUUUGAGCGGCACUUUCCUUAUUUAUAGAGAGGUGCUUGCCCCUCAUUUUUCUUGUUGUUUCCUCAUUUUUCUUUCUAAGCUCAAAAUCUCUUGCGUAUUUUCAAGCUUUCUCUCUCUAGAAUUCUCAGAAUUCCUCAAGUGAUUUUAUGUAUUUCCCUUCUAGCUCAGAAUCUGAAGAGAUGUCGUUGAUUCGUGUAGGAAAAACAUCUGCUGGUAACAAGGCCGAAGGCUCUUCUCCCCAAGCACCUAACUCCGGCAAUCCUCUCGUAGGAAAAAACACCGAACAGCCACGUGAUGACGGAUGCCUAUCAAGGGACGAUGUCCAGGUCUAUAACAAGGGAAUGCCCGAGCGGCCACCCCGCAUUCCCCUACAUGUUAACCGUAUCCGUAAACAAAAACAACGUUUUCCUGAAGAUGUCGAACGACAACUUAGCCAAUUAUUGCCCCCACCAAGAGAAUAUUAUGCUGGAUUCAUUCGGCACCCAAUGAGGCAUUGACCGGGGAACGUGUUAGUGCACCUUGACGCUUUGAUUGCUGGGCUUCGCUUCCCUCUUCAUUCAUUCAUCGUGGAGUUCUUACGCCGGGUUUCUGUACUACCCGCUCAGUUCGUGCCCAGUACCUACCACAUUCUUACAGGCUUCAUAAUUCGAUGCCACGAGUUGAGGAUCGCUCCAAGUGUCGACUUAUUCCUUCAUCACUACUGUUAUCAGCCUUAUUGGACGACCGGGUACCUGAAGCUGGUAGCUCGUUCUGAUCGUCAGUUGUUUACAGAUAAUCCCACCCCGCCGGCUGACUGGGAGGAGCGUUUUCUGUUUGUUCGGGUAGGUGAUUCUCUGCCAAUUCCGGAUAGGUGGAACGCCUAUCCCGUUCGAGAUUCUCAGCCUAGAGUAGAUGUCAUUCUACGCUCCCAAGCUGAAUCUUUGUGGAUGGGAGGAACCCGAAGUCUUCGGGGUUUUAUUACCACUUCUAACAUGCUAUCUGUCGGGUGUGAUAUCCCUCAUACCCGUCCGGCGUUCUAUAUCUGCCGCUACUCUGACGGCUUCCUCUGGGAAAGGCAAGGAGAAAAUGAUUGCCGAUCAUGCCUCCGCAGAGCAAACCCGAAAGAAACGCAAGGGGAAUGACGACAACAUAUUGAUCCCGGUCGAUCACGUGGUUGAUUUGACCGGGUUGGAAGCUGAACCAAAAAAAUCUAUGCCUGCCAAACCAACAACUCCAACUCUUUCUGAUGCGCCGAUCGAUGAUCGGAUGUUUGUUGAGUUUUCGAACAUGGGACCUAGAUCAGAAGGGAGAUACCUGUUCGGGCUGAUGCCAUCCUCCAUGUGGUGUCAUACUGCGAUUAAGGUUCCCCCCAGUUUCACGAACUUGACUCACUGGUUAGAUCUUUUUGAAGCAGGUCAUCAAGAAGCACUCAAGGUACGCUUCAUUCUGAUCCAUACCUUCCUAUUUUUUAUUGGUUUAUCUUAUUUGAUUUUCUUUGCAACUUGUUUUCAGGCCGGUGUAUACUAUCAUAAGGCCUUUCUUGCGGCCGAAAAGGAAAUGAAAACCCUGGCCAGCGAUCGGGAUGACAGCCAGGUCCUUCUUUCUGCCGCUCGGAAAUUAGCGGCUGAUCUACAAGAACGGGCCAAGGAAGGUGAGAAGGCGAAAGCUGCUCUGGCUGAAAUGCAAGAGAAAACCUGACGUCGCGACCGGGAGAUUAAAGGACUCCGGGUCAAGCUGCGGGCUGCCGAAUCCAUCGGGAUCAAAUUUGACAAAGCCGUUGGUGACCAUCUGCCCGAACCUUAUACGGUCAACACUUAUCAGAUUGCAAAUCAAUCAAUAGUUGAUUAUCAACGAGGCAAAGGGCUGAACGUCGCUCUGGAGAACACAGCCUGGCAAUUCCUGGGACCUCAUCUUGGCCGAUUCUUACGCGAAAGCGAGGAUCCCAUCAAGGCAGGGAUUGAUCUUCUGGACAGCACGCCGGAAGGGAAAUCUUUCUUGGAUGUCCUGACCGAGAAAACUGUGACGCAAAGUCAGGAUCUGCUUUUGGAUAGGAACCUUGAUUUGAUCCUAGAACAUUUCCCCAAGUCGUUCGACCCUGAUGAAUUAGGCUUUGACGAUCUGUUCGGGAACACAUACGACCGGAUCAUGGAGAAGAGGACAAAAGCAGCGCCUGAUGAUGCAGUACAGGCAGGGAGCUCUCAACCUCCACCUUCCCCGAACGGCAGUCCUUCAGUAGCAGAGCCUUGUAAAUUUUUGCUUUCUUGUCUUUUUCUCUUGUAUAUUCUGGCUAGUAAUGCCGAAGAAUAAACUGGGCAUUUCUCUUUAACUGUUGAUGUCUCUAUUCUGUUUUUUCUUUGAUUUUUCUUGCUCAUAAUCCUUUCUAUGUUGCCGAGCAUCACUCGGCCCAUGUAUCUUUAUAUGUCUGACACCUCUCCCGAGCUUGUUUUGAUCCCUUUUCCGUUCGUGAUCCACGGAGUCAAAACUCUUUUAGCUGAGGUGAAUUCCUCAAGCCGUUUUGAUCGUGACCACAGGGUCAAACUCUCAGCUGGGACAGGGGCUCCCUCCAAACUGUUAACCCGUUCGUCAUUCGGUCAUCCGGAAUGAUCCCACGUGUUAACAAGCUGAGGUGAG